Messenger RNA from Merops nubicus (carmine bee-eater), 3462 nucleotides. RefSeq names its product GLTSCR1-like (gene BICRAL). The record is from RefSeq and is a predicted model, not a curated record. The transcript is spliced from 12 exons. Gene Ontology annotation, cellular component: SWI/SNF complex. Bases 193 to 3462 code for a protein of 1089 amino acids. Gene Ontology annotation, biological process: positive regulation of DNA-templated transcription. NCBI's taxonomy places the organism in Eukaryota, Metazoa, Chordata, Aves, Coraciiformes, Meropidae.
GUGUCACAGAUUUGUGCCUUCUGGGGAUUUAUUUUUCACUCGUUUCCUCGUUUUUGGUGUCACCAGAUUUGAUUCGAUUUGUUUGGCUCUUUAUUUGCAAUUUCCUCUGAAUUGCUCCGUGCCUUCUGCUUUUACCCAAGGAAUGGAAACGGUGCUGCUUUUUGUGGGUGCGCGAAAUGCUUGGGCGUUGUCAUGGAUGAUGAUGACGAUGAAUCCUGUCUCCUGGAUCUUAUUGGGGACCCACAGGCGCUGAAUUAUUUUCUACAUGGACCUAGUAGUAAAUCUAGCAAUGAAGACUUGACUAAUGCAGAGUAUUCUGUAGCCAACUCAAAUUCAAUUUUCGCCAACUCCAAUAACACUGAUCCCAAGUCGUCUGUCAAAGGUGUAAGUGGUCAGCUUGGAGAGGGGCCUAGUGAUGGGCUGCAGCUGUCCAGUAGCCUUCAGUUUCUUGAAGAUGAACUUGGAUCUUCCCCUUUACCUGAUCUUACCGAGGAUCAGCCUUUUGAUAUUCUUCAGAAGUCCUUGCAGGAGGCCAAUAUUACUGAACAGACUUUGGCAGAAGAGGCAUAUUUGGAUGCCAGUGUAGGUUCUAGCCAACAGUUUGCACAAGCUCAGCUUCAUCCUUCUUCAUCAGCAUCCUUUACUCAGGCUUCUAAUGUUUCUAAUUACUCAGGUCAGACGUUGCAGCCUAUAGGAGUUACUCAAGUGGUACAGCAACCUGUUGGAGCAUCUUUUGCAAGCAAUACAGUUGGUGUGCAACAUGGCUUUAUGCAACAUGUCGGAAUUAGUGUUCCCAGCCAGCAUUUGUCUAAUAGCGGCCAGAUUAGUGGUUCUGGGCAGAUACAGCUGAUUGGUUCCUUUAGUAAUCAGCCUUCCAUGAUGACCAUUAAUAACCUUGAUGGAUCUCAGAUAAUACUGAAAGGCAAUGGUCAGCAAACAUCUGCAAACAUGAGUAGUGGCCUCUUGGUUCAUAGACAGACUCCAAAUGGUAACUCACUGUUCGGUAACUCAAAUUCAAGUCCAGUAGCACAACCUGUAACUGUUCCAUUUAACAGCACAAAUUUUCAGACAUCGUUGCCUGUCCAUAAUAUCAUCAUUCAAAGGGGUUUGGCACCAAACUCUAACAAAGUUCCCGUUAAUAUCCAACCAAAGCCUAUCCAGAUGGGUCAGCAGACUGCUUACAAUGUGAAUAACUUGGGAAUACAGCAACAUCACGUGCAGCAAGGGAUUCCAUUUGCUUCUGCAAACUCGCCUCAGAGUUCAGUAGUUGGUCCUCAUAUGUCUGUUAAUAUUGUUAAUCAACAAAGUACAAGAAAAUCGGUGACGCCUCAGGCAGUUAGCAAUGCUGGAGGUAGUAUUGUUAUCCAUUCUCCUAUGGGACAGCCUCACACACCUCAAAACCAGUUUCUCAUACCUACAAGUUUGUCUGUUAAUUCUAAUUCAGUUCAUCAUGUCCAGGCCAUAAAUGGACAGCUUCUUCAGACUCAGCCUUCCCAGCUGGUUCCUAGCCAAGUGUCUGCUGAGCAUGUAAUGCUCAACAGGAACUCUACAAACAUGCUAAGAGCCAACCAGUCGUAUUCAGGACAGAUGUUGAAUAAUCAGAACACAGCUGUUCAGCUUGUUUCCGGCCAGACUUUCACAGCUCCUGGAAACCAAGUUAUAGUAAAUCAUGGAGCUUCACAGAUUGUUGGUGGGCAGGUGCCCCUGCAGCAGGCAUCUCCAACGGUGCUGCAUUUGUCACCCAGUCAAGCUAAUGUUUCUCAAGGUAGAUCGAGUUUUACUGCGAUGUCGCCUGGGCAGUCUACAGUCUCAAACAUGUCAGCUUCCAACCGAUUCGCUGUUGCAAGUUCUUCUGGCUCAGUCCACCCUAGCUUGGGACCAUCAGUUCAGUCUGUUGCAUCGGGAGGAAGCUUCACUGGAGACCAGAUAACACAGAACAGAACUCAGGCUCCCGUCAGUGCGUCUCAUCGUCUUCCAGCAUCCUCUUCCAAACCUGUCAGCACCUUUAGUCACACGUCAGUUGGAGUAACACAGCAACAAUUUGCCUUUGGUCAGAAAAAAACUGUGAACCAGACGUCACCAGUUUCUGCAUCAAAGACACAGGAUAAUUUGAGACAGCCUCAGCUAACAAGUCUUCUGGGCAACACACUAUCAGGGCAGGACUCUGGAGGAAAAAUCAUACAGCAAUCUCUAGGAACAGCACAGCCACAAGAAAAAGUAUUAGGAUCAUCAUCAGUUCAACAAAGUAUACAGGUGGAUGGCCAUUUAGUUGGACAGAAAAGGCCUGCUGCUAAGCAAUUAACUAAAGGAGCUUUUAUUCUACAGCAGCUACAGAAGGAUCAGAUGCAUGCUGUGACACCAGAUAAGAGUCGGUUCAGAUCGUUAAGUGAUGCAGUUCAGAGACUCCUUUCAUACCAUGUGUGCCAGGGAUCACUGCCAACAGAGGAAGACCUAAGAAAAGUGGACAAUGAAUUUGAGUCGGUAGCUACACAGCUUCUGAAGAGGACACAGGCUAUGCUGAACAAAUACAGAUGUUUACUUAUAGAAGAUGCAAUGCGGAUAAACCCCUCUGCAGAGAUGGUUAUGAUUGACAGGAUGUUUAACCAGGAAGAAAGGGCAUCUCUGACCCGGGAUAAGCGUCUUGCACUUGUGGAUCCUGAUGGUUAUCAGACCGAUUUUUGUUGUUCUGCCAAACAAUUUGAUAAAAUAGCUGAAGAAGCACAGUGCAGCAAAAGUGACCACCAGUCUAGCAAAACAUUACCUUCUCGAAGUCAGACUACCAAAACCCAAGCCAGAGACCGACCAAAAUCCAGCUCAGCAGAGUCCACCAAUCACAGUAAACUUCCUCCAGUGCCUAACAACGUUCUGACACCACAAGAAAGAAUAACUUCUGCUAAAAAAUCAGAGAGCCUCACUAAAGCUUUAAAGUUUGAAAAAGCUAAUUGUUCUUCUGAGAGCCAAUACAUGGCUCUUUCUGAAGAAAAGGUGGCUGGGAAAGAUCUUGCCAAGUCCACUGAGAAUUCCUCGAGUUCUGAAGACUUGUCAAAAACUGUGUCAAGAGGCAGUCAUGGAUCACAAAAUAAAAUAUCAAGGAACACAGUUCAAUCUUUCUCAAAGGUAACGUGUAAUAAUUCCCUCCAAGACAAAACUCUGAGGAGCUCUCCAAAGAAUGAGGUUUUACAUCCUGAUAACAGGAAAGGCUCUGGCGAACCCCAGCAAGACUUACUGCUCAGUAAGAGUUUAGAAACUACAUUUAAAAACAUUUUGGAACUUAAAAAAGCUGGGAGACAGCCUCAAAACGAGGCAACAAGUAGUGGCUCGGUUGAAUUGGAAUUUCCUAAUUUUUCACCUAUGGCUUCACAGGAAAACUGCCUGGAAAAAUUUAUUCCAGACCACAGUGAAGGUGUUGUAGAAACUGACUCUAUUUUAGAAGCAGCUGUAAAUAGUAUCUUAGAGUGUUAA